CAGCCGGAAAGACUCUCUCUCUCUCUCUGUGUGUGUGCGUGCGUGUGUGUGUGUAUGUGUGCGUGCGCGUGCGUGCGUGCGUGUGUGUGUAAGAGUGGCUGAUGCUCAUGAGGCUCGCGCUGUAUGUUCUGGUGAAGAUGGGACACAUCAUUCCAGACUCGUGAGGUGUGAGUUCUUGGCUGUGUUUCUACUCGAGGCCCCCAUGGAGCCUGAUGUGUUACAUAUGUACUCCUCCUCUCCAUCCCCAAUGGAGGACAGCGUCGAAGAUGAUGAUGAUGAAUUCUGCGAUUUCACUGGUGUCCCGAACAGCGUCAGCUUUACUGAAUUUGACACGCCCGCCACAUUCGACCAGUCUCAGGCUUUGAACGGCACCUCACCACCGGAAUUAUUGAGUAAUGGUAAAAUUAUGGGAUUGACUCAACCUGCAGCAUCUAUAAAGUCUAAUGGCGUGGCUCCUGGCUGUGGCCAGAGCAGCACGCCCAAUGGUAUAAUAGUUCACGUAGUGGAAUUGAAAAAGUUCAACGAGCAUCAAGUUCAUAUCAACUCCCUUGAGUUUGCAGAGAGCUCUCGGACUAAUAACGACACCAUUGACUUCAAUGGCGUCGUUGAAGUGCUCACAAAUGGGUUUGCGACGUUAGGAAGAGAAGGAACCCUUCCUAAACCCCACAAAAACAAAGAAACUGAGAUCAGGGUAGACCACUGUCUUGACGUUGAUGAUGAGUUUGCAGAUUUCUCUACUUUCUCAAAUGCUGACCAUAACCAGACUCCCAAUGAAAAUACAGACUGGGAACAUUUGAAUCAACAAGCUAGUUUAGAAGAUGACAUUAGGGACUCAAAAAUCACAGGGUUGGACUUAUCUGGAUUCCCUUCAGAGAACACUAAAGGUCUCAGCAAUGGGGAUUGGGGUUUCCAUGUAGGGACAGACUUCGAUCAAAGAGAUCUAGAAACCGAUAACGCACAUCAGGACUCCAAUGAAGUGGUUAGCACAGCGCAACCACUUACCCUUAACGGGGUUGGUCAGAACGAUAUUGAUGAGGGGGGCAUAGUGGACAACAGAGUGCCAUCGAACUCUAAUGGGGAGCGAUGUAGGGGUGAACAGUCAGAUGAGAAAGGAUCCAGCAACGGGACUGAAAUGGAGAUGGAAACAGAGACCUCUUUUGGUUGGCCGCUAUCGACAGAUGCACUUGAAGAAUUUGGGGACUUCAGCAUGACAGGAUCCAUACCUUCUCCGCCGGCUCAGGAGGAGACGGCAACUCCAGCCGACCGCAGCCAGCUUGCUGAGGACGACGACUUUGGAGGUUUUGGCGACUUCGGAGAUGCCAGCUCGUUAAAUGCAACAGGAUUUGCUGAUUUUGACCAGCAGGGGGCCACAAUGGAAGUUGCUCAACCUGAUUCGCACCCCAUUCCCCCUAAGGGCCCUGUGGAACCCGAAGAAGAUGAAUUUGGUGAUUUUGACGCAUCAAGAGAACCUAGUAAAACAGAGUUAGCGGGUGAGGAAGGAACUACAUUUGCAGACUUUUCUAGCAGGGACCAUUUUGCAGAUUUCAGCUCCACGCAUGUUGAUAAUGCCAAUUAUAAUGGAAGAUGGCAGGCCUUCUCUGAGCCGAAUCAGAUCCAAGAUAGAGGGGACUCCUGGGCAACAUUCGUGCAGGAACAUGUAGCAGCAUGUACAGAAAAGACUAGAGAUGAUUGGCAUGAAAGCCAGCCGGUUCCAGUGCCCCCUACUGGCAGUGCAGAGGAGCGUAAAAUUUGCACAAUGGCCACACUGGUGAGCCGUUUGGAGAAGAUUUUCCAGGCCACUUUUCAGCUGGUUGUUGCUCCUCAGGUGGAAGAUGAGGUGCAUAUGCUCAAGGCCUUCCUCAAACCUCCUGACCGAUCAGAACAGGAAGCGGGUAGCAGAGAGACAGCCAAAGGGGCACUACGGGACGUUUGGCAACAGUUGCAGGACGUUAACAAUGCCUACGGUCUCCGGUACCAGUGGGGCGGCUCUCGUACCAAUAAAGCACUGCUCUGCUCUUUGGGCAUCGAUACAAGAAAUAUAUUGUUCACCGGUCAUAAAAAGCAGCCGUUAAUUGUGCCAGUGUAUGCUGCCAGUCUGGGGAUGCUGGAACCCACUAAAGAUCCAGUGAAGCCAGUCUCAGCAGCUGAGUUGAUCGCCUCAAUAGCACAAUCUCCUUCUGUUGCCACAGAGUUAAACACCUGUCCACCUGACACCACCCAGGAGUCUCUUCCUCCCGUUCAGUUUGACUGGAGCAGCAGUGGCCUUACAAACCCUCUGGACGCGAGUGGAGGCUCGUCUUUGCUCAACCUUGAUUUUUUCGGCCCUGUGGAUGAGUCGCCUUCUGGCACCACCACCUCCAUACCAGGGAUGGACCCUGAGCUGUACGAGUUGACCCAGGCUAAACCUGAUGUCAGCGGGGGCAGCAGUAGAGUCGUGGAUGCGUUCGCUCGCCUGAUGUUGACCGUAGAGAAGACCAGCACCUCCACCAGAAAGCCGGUGCAGAACGAGGAGCAUCUGAGUGAGGAGGCCCGGGGAGUGAUCGCAGGGCUGCCGGAUCUCUCCUUCAUGCAGGCCAAAGUCCUGAUGUUCCCCUCCACGCUGACUCCUCUGCUCACAUCGGCCUCACCCACGGCCUACUGACUC
Messenger RNA from Xyrauchen texanus (razorback sucker), 2644 nucleotides. Its product is annotated as aftiphilin-like. Gene Ontology annotation, molecular function: clathrin binding. Bases 203 to 2641 code for a protein of 812 amino acids. Gene Ontology annotation, cellular component: trans-Golgi network membrane; AP-1 adaptor complex. The record is from RefSeq and is a predicted model, not a curated record. Gene Ontology annotation, biological process: intracellular transport. Lineage: Eukaryota; Metazoa; Chordata; Actinopteri; Cypriniformes; Catostomidae. The transcript is spliced from 10 exons.